GAUUGGCCAGUCCCUCCGAGGCUCCCUAUUGGCGGAUUCGGACCAAAGGCGACGGAUGUAGAAAGCAAAAUGGAGGAUUACUUACGUAUAGAAAAGCUUGGAGAGGGAACAUAUGGCGUGGUAUACAAAGCCAAGAACCGCAAAAGUGGGAAGUUUGUGGCCAUGAAAAAGAUCAGACUGGAGAAUGAGGAAGAAGGUGUCCCCUCCACAGCUAUCAGAGAAAUCUCUCUCCUGAAAGAACUUCAGCAUCCCAACAUUGUCCUACUAGAAGAUGUAUUGAUGCAGGAGAGCAAACUUUUCCUUGUGUUCGAGUUCCUCAACAUGGAUUUGAAGAAAUAUCUUGACUCUUUUGAAUCUGGCAAAUAUGUAGAUAAGAAACUUGUGAAAUCUUACUGCUACCAGCUUUUCCAAGGAAUUCUCUAUUGCCAUCCGAAGGUGCUCCACAGAGAUCUCAAACCACAGAAUCUCCUCAUCAAUGAGCAGGGCGUCAUAAAGAUUGCUGAUUUUGGCCUUGCUCGCGCAUUUGGAAUCCCAGUGAGAGUGUAUACACAUGAGGUUGUGACUCUGUGGUAUCGAGCUCCAGAGGUCCUUCUUGGUUCCUCUCGAUACUCCUGUCCUGUUGAUGUUUGGUCUCUUGGCUGUAUAUUUGCCGAGAUGGUUACUAAACGGCCACUGUUCCAUGGUGACUCAGAGAUUGACCAGCUCUUCAGGAUAUUCAGAACCUUAACAACCCCCACAGAAGACAACUGGCCUGGUGUAACACAACUGCAGGACUACAAGGCCAAUUUCCCCAAGUGGACUGAUUACAAUCUUGGAAAUUCCGUCAAACAGAUGGACAGCGAUGGCUUGGACCUUUUAUCGAAAACACUGAUCUACGAUCCGACUCGAAGGAUUUCUGCCAAGGAGGCCCUGAAGCACCCCUACUUUGAUGAUCUCGACAAGUCCACUCUUCCAGCCAAGAAUUAAACCUUAAUUUAGAGGACA
This is a messenger RNA of Penaeus monodon (black tiger shrimp), 984 nucleotides long. RefSeq names its product cyclin-dependent kinase 1-like. Lineage: Eukaryota; Metazoa; Arthropoda; Malacostraca; Decapoda; Penaeidae. Gene Ontology annotation, molecular function: RNA polymerase II CTD heptapeptide repeat kinase activity; ATP binding; cyclin-dependent protein serine/threonine kinase activity. Gene Ontology annotation, biological process: protein phosphorylation; G2/M transition of mitotic cell cycle; mitotic G2 DNA damage checkpoint signaling. Gene Ontology annotation, cellular component: nucleus. The record is from RefSeq and is a predicted model, not a curated record.